Trichosurus vulpecula (common brushtail) is the source of this 966-nucleotide messenger RNA. It is a transcript of the gene TMEM179B, whose product is annotated as transmembrane protein 179B. The coding region runs from base 73 to 732 and encodes 219 amino acids. The record is from RefSeq and is a predicted model, not a curated record. Lineage: Eukaryota; Metazoa; Chordata; Mammalia; Diprotodontia; Phalangeridae. The transcript has 5 exons.
GUCGUGUGCGUGCGAGGCGGUUGGGCCGGCGAAGGCUCGGGGUGGGCGGGGCCUGCUCCGGGCGGGGCGGCCAUGGCGCUCCCCCGGCUGCACCGUGCCGAGCUCGUGCUCCUGGCCGCUGCCUUCCUGGCCGGGGCAGUGGUGGCCGCGGCAGUCGUCCGGACGCAGGGCUCCUUCAAUGGCCAGUGCCCUGUCUAUGGCGCCGCCCUCUGGAAUGACUCUGCCUUCUCCUUGUCCAGCUCUUCUGCCCCAUCCCUCUGCUACUUUGUAUCAGGGGUCUCAGGUCUCCUGGCCCUCUAUGGCCUCUUAAUGUUGUUCUACUGGACGUACAGCAGCUGCCUUGAAGAUUCUCACAGAAGCCCUCUUGGCCUGCGUAUCUCAAUGGGCUUGUCAGCUGUGGCCAUCUUCCUGGUCCUGGUAUCAUCCUGUAUCCUACGAUUUGGCACCAAGACCCUCUGUGCCUCCAUCAUGCGCUUUAAGAUUGUGAACUGCUGCUCAGACGCCCAGAAACUUCGCUGGAUGCCUCCCGGACCUGGCCUACACUUCUAUUCUACCCUGUACAACGCAGAAGCUUCCUCCUGGGUGAGCCUGGUGUUGUGGUGCCUGCUUCUGGCAUUACAGCUGCUGCAGUGGAAGUGGGAAGCCCCCCCAUACCGGCCCCUGGAGCGAGGGGACCCUGAGUGGAGCUCGGAAACAGAUGCCCUCUUCGGGGGCCGCCCAUCCCGUCCCUGAAGAGAAGCUGGAAUUCGCAACCUCCUGACCAAAGACUGAAUGCCCAAGUGCCUGUGACUGGCGGCCCUGUUCUGCAGCUGCGGGGGCUCCCCCAGUGCUUCCUAGGAGGGGGAGAAAUGCCAACAGCUCCCUCCCAUCCCCCUUCCUGCUGCUGCUGUUUCUGUAGCCGGACAUUGCGGCCUUCCACCUUACAAGUGACCUUUCCUGAUGAAUGAAAACACAAAGGGAUCUCCA